AUGGAUAAGCGUAAUUUACAGGACGAAAUGAGUUCCAACAAGUUAGAAGCUAUCCAUCUUUUGCCAAAAAUUGAUGUUAAGUCAGUGAAAAAUUAUAUGGUGGAAUUAUUAAGCCUAUAUCACAUAAAAAAUGCAGAAUUUACUGCUGAAUGCUUAAUUUGUGCUUCUUUAUUAAAAAGUUGGCAAAAUUUAGUUCAGCAUUUAAGAAAUCCUUCUCAUAUUUAUAAAAUCAAAGAAGAUAGUAAACAGUUCACAGCGUUUUGUAUUAAAUGUAAAUAUAUUUUAAUAGCAGAUAAUGCAGAUUUUAUAUUUGAACAUUUUAUUUUGCACAGAGCUGCUACAAUUCAAAGGGAUAAACAAACAGUACAGAAGUCCUUUGAUAAUGAUCCAACCAUACUGAGUUCAAAUAUCAAUUCCUCAACUUCAAUUUAUAAGGAUGAUAAAAAUAUCGAUACUAAUUUAAUAAAAUAUAAGCAUGAAGACCAAAUGAAAAAUAAAUAUUUUAAUAAUGAAGAUGCAUUCGGAAAUAUUAAAAGAUCAGCACCAGAAAGGCAUAAAUCAGUUUUAACUGAUAAUUUUAUUAAACAAGAUAUUGAACGAUCUGCUAUGAUUAGUAGUAAUGUUACAUCUUGUAUUUCAGUUACAAAAUCAACACCAGCCAUAUUUAAUGAUAUACAAGAAUUAGGGGGAAAAUUGCUAACCGAAAAUCAUCCUGAUUUGAUUAGUCAAAACAAAAAUACAAAGACUUUGGAUUUUGAUGGUAAUGACUAUGAACUAAGUAGACAACCUAAACUUGGAGUAAAUUUUAGAAAAACAUCGAGUAAAGAAAGCGUAGCAACAAGUUGUCAAAAAUUAAUUUAUUCUUCUUCCAUAGGUGUUUCUCCAUUGCAGAAGGAUAUGAGCAAUGAAAGUAUCAAAAUAACUUCCCAAAAUGUUGUUUCUGAAAGUUAUAAAAAUAACUUUUAUCCUAAAAAAGCAUUUUUCAGUAACACAACACUUCAGCUUAUUAGUCCAGGGGUAUCCAUGAACGAAUUUACUGUCAGUCAAGAAUUAAACACUGUAAAUUUAAGUGAUUAUUGCACAAAGACAUACUACUCAUCAUAUUAUAGAUUACGAAAGUUAAAUUACUCAUGUUUGGAUUGCAAUGUAUUGCGAUUACAGGAAAAAGAUUUUUAUAAACAUUUAAUUGGAGUUAAACAUUAUAAUAAUCUGGGAGAAUGUUACGGUACAGGUUUCAUUAAAAUUUGUGAUAUCUGCAAAGUACUUCUUUUUGGUCAUAUUGAUCUUAUUAAAGAACAUUUUCAGUGUACUACUCAUAAACAAAACAUAAAAUGCAAAAUGGGUUUAAUAAAACAACAAUUUGCUGUUAUAUCCGGUGAAAUAAAAUUAGGUUUUUCCGGUAAACUUACCGAUAGAUGCACCACUUUAUUCUCUUCCAAGGAAGCUGUUAAUAGCUGGGUCGGAUCUUCAUUAAAAGAAGCCAGAGAGGUAGCAUCCUCGGCUGUCUCACUUCUCAGUAUUCUAGAAAGAGAUAUUAAUGAAACAUUAACAGAGAAAUAUUCUAAUUUUUGUGUAAAAGUUGUUGGUUCAAGGCUUUAUGAAUUGGCAAAUCAUGGAAGUGAUGUUGAUAUACACUUGAGUAUUGGUGAUGUCUCAGUAGGUGAUUUAGUAAUAUACUUUCACAAGGCAACACGCUUGUUUGAAGUGACGAGAACUAUUUUGGAUGCCAAAGUGCCUAUAAUAAGAAUUAAACAUUUACAAUCCAGCUUGAUAUGUGAUAUUAAUACUACUAAUCCUUCAGGUCCAUACUGUUCUGAGCUCAUCAAGCUUUAUAUUACUCUAGAUGACCGAGUUCGUUGGCUAGCAAUGGCCAUCAUGGAAUGGAGCACAGAAAAUGAUAUUAGAGGAGCCAGGAAAUUCAAAAGUUAUGCAAUAAUGGGUCUUGUUCUCUUUUUCUUGAUGUCACCUAAGAUUCGCUUAAUUCCCUCAGUUCAUAAAUUGAAAGAACUUUAUGAGGGCAGUAGAGUAUAUAUUAAAGGUUGGGAUUAUUCAUUCUGUAGAGAUAUUGAGAAAAUUAAAAAAAUACAUAAUCCAUUAUUAUGUACUUUAAACAAAUGCGAAUUACUUGCUGAGUUUUUCAAAUAUUAUGUAAGGCUUAAUACAAAAAGAAGUGUCAUUUUCCCUCAUAAUGGAGAGGUUUAUCGUAAAGUUGUAUUUGCUAAUCCAUCUUUAAAUAUUUACCCUGGUAUUCAUAGUAAUCAAGAAGACAAUGAACCCAUAUCCAUUGGGGGUCGAUUUGUUUUAAUUGACUUUUUUUGCCUCAGAGAAAAUAUUAAUAAAUCAGUUGAUGAAAACUUAUCAGAUCAUUUUAAAUCCAUUUGCCAAAAAACACUUUCAUGUGGUUGGCAAAAUUUAAAUUGCUCAAUCAAAUAAUACAUAAAUUUUAUAUUGUUAUCUUUUAUAUACUUUUCGACAUUGUAUUAAAAUAUAUUCAAUCCCUUCCUUUCUAUCCAAUUACUAAAUAAAUUGUUAUAUAUAUUUCUUAUUUUUAUGAUUAUAAUAUAUAUUUAUAAAAAUGUAUUAAUACUACAGUUUGUCUUAUUUAAUUUAAAGAUGUUACAUAACUUUGAUGUAUUGUAAUGCUAUUUAUUAUUAUUAUUUUAUUCUAAGGCUCGGAAGCCACCCACCCAUUGUUGCUAGUAAUUAUUAUUAUUAAACAGGGGUCUCCAAAGUAUGGCUCAUGGGCUGAUCUAGUCGACGAGCAUCUUCCAUCCGGACCGGUUAAAGUUUCUUUGAUAACAUGGUAAAAUUUUAAAAAUAUAUAUUUUCAUUAAUCACUUGUACAUAAUCAUCAUAGCUUUUAUUGAUUGAGUUGUUAUUCUUACAAAGAUCAUUUCACAAAUGUAUUGCAUUUAUAGAAUAAGUUUUCUUUUUAUAAUCACAAACUAUGGCCUGUGGGACAAAACGUUUGGAGAACCCUGCUCUAAACAUAAAGGAACAUGUCCUGGAUUAAAGAAUUUAUUUUUAGGAUUAGAUAUAUUAUAUGUUGUAUUCUUUUAAUAAAUGCUUAAUAACUUGUUACAA
Molecule: messenger RNA, 3084 nt
Organism: Nezara viridula (southern green stink bug)
Lineage: Eukaryota; Metazoa; Arthropoda; Insecta; Hemiptera; Pentatomidae
Source: the annotation of a GenBank genome assembly